CCUGAGUAACAGUGACAUCUUGACCAUCUAUGAUGGGGAUGAGGUCAUGUCCCAUAUUCUCGGCCAGUACCUGGGCAACAGUGGACCUCAAAAGCUCUACUCCUCCAGCCCUGACCUCACCAUCCAGUUCCAUUCGGAUCCCGCUGGCCUCAUCUUUGGCAAGGGCCAAGGAUUUGUCAUGAGCUACAUAGAGGUGUCAAGGAAUGACUCCUGCCUAGAUUUGCCUGAGAUUCAGAAUGGCUGGAAAACCACAUCUCACACAGAGCUGGUUAGAGGAGCGAAGAUCACCUACCAGUGUGACCCUGGCUACGAUAUCGUGGGCAGUGACACCCUCACUUGCCAGUGGGAUCUGACAUGGAGCAGCGAUCCUCCUUUUUGUGAAAAAAUUAUGUACUGCACUGACCCUGGGGAAGUGGACCAUUCAACUCGUUUGAUUUCGGACCCUGUGCUUCUUGUUGGGACAACAAUCCAAUACACUUGCAAUGCCGGGUUUGUUCUUGAAGGAAGUUCCCUUCUGACCUGCUACAGCCGAGAGACAGGAACACCCAUCUGGACAUCCCGGCUCCCACACUGUGUCUCUGAAGAAACUCUUGCAUGUGACAAUCCAGGACUGCCUGAAAAUGGCUACCAGAUAUUAUACAAGCGGCUCUACCUGCCGGGUGAAUCCCUCACAUUCAUGUGCUAUGAAGGUUUUGAGCUGAUGGGAGAAGUGACUAUUAAAUGCAUCUUGGGUCAGCCUUCCCAUUGGAGUGGACCAUUACCUGUCUGUAAAGUUAAUCAAGACAGCUUCGAGCAUGCUUUAGAAGUAGCAGAAGCGGCCGCAGAGACCUCCCUGGAAGGGGGAAACAUGGCAUUGGCCAUCUUCAUUCCAGUGCUCAUCAUUUCCCUCCUGUUGGGUGGGGCCUACAUCUACAUCACCAGGUGUCGAUACUACUCCAACCUGCGCCUGCCUCUAAUGUACUCUCACCCAUACAGCCAGAUCACAGUUGAGACUGAGUUUGACAACCCAAUUUACGAAACAGGGGAAACAAGAGAAUAUGAAGUUUCAAUAUAAAGACAGUUAUGCUCCAGAUGUGACCUUCAAGAUGUGAAUGACAAUAGGACUUCCUCAGUAACUCAUCCAGAGACCACGUGGCAUUCGAUUGAAACCCUGGCUCUUCCAUUGUCUUUCCUUUAGACUCUUUAUUGAAGAUUUCCUGUUUUCUUCACUGUAUUUAUUAUAUUUAAGUGAAAAUAGGUGUACACAGCUGUUUGGGGUGGCUGUCCAGGCCAGGCACUUGGCACAGUUUCAGUCCUAAGUGCAGGUGUGUGUGUGUGUGUGUAUUUGGUCAUUAAGGUUAAAGGGGAGGAAGAUGGGCCAUGAACUCACUGCUGAUGAAGUCUCUCUGGAUGACGGCACAAAGGAAAAUGGUGCAUUGGCAAGGUUGCUGCAAUGUCCAGACUUAGGGCCACUGGGAGUGAAGGUUUGAAGGUUUGGGGGGGAGUGUCUCUAGGCAGCUAAAGAAAUGUGAGGCCAUAUGGCUCAGGCUCCAUGGGACCAUGAUUUGGUUCUUGGAGAUGACCCAGGGACUUUGGCCAGUUUGAUCUCAAAUGUGAUGCUGUAUUCUCAUGCUCAUCCUUUAUGUUGUAUUGACACUUGGUAGAGGAGUACCGAAUCUUUCCGGUCCCUACCCAUUUCUGGCAAAUUCCUUUCCUCUGUAGGAGAUGUCCAAGCAUCAAAAGCUAUUUUCCUCAUUGUCCCACCUUUUCUGUUUUACCCACUCAUAUCAUUGGCUGUUUAUGGGGGUAAAGGCUUAUCUGCAAUGCCACUGAAAUCAGAGAUAUCUUCCCUCUCCAGCUUCAUCCUUGACUCAGGAAAUUGGUACAAGAAAGGGUCAGCCGCUUCUCUAGGUCUCAGCAGGAAAGGGCACAGAGGGAAACCUGACCCCGUGUUCACAAGCUGCCUGCAUGGCUUCUUUCCCUGAUACCUGCUCAGUAGUGACAAAGAGAUGUGUGACAUGUUGUAGCUGCCAGAAAUUAGCAUGCAUUUAGGCAGCAGGGUCUACCCAAUUCUGCUUGCCCAGGAGCCCUGGGGGAUGCUUAGCUUUCUUUUCUCUUAUUUUGAACACAGUGUCAAUCUAUGGAUUUCCAUGGGGGGGGGGGGGAGUGUCUUAAGAUGAGAGGUUAGCUGAAUUGUGUCUGACCCUUUCCCAUCCCCAUCUCUGCCACAUAAUCCCCAGCUUGACUCUCCCUCCAAAACAAGGGAUUCAGUCAACUCAAUUAUUUGUAAAGCUCAUAUUAUGUGCCAGGAAUCUACUACAACUACAAAGAAUGAAGCAAUCCAAGACCCUCAAGGAACCUGCAAUCAAUCCACUGAGAGAGGAUGAACUGGAUCAAUCAGCAAGGAUUUAUCAAGCAACUACUAUGUGCCAAACACUGUGCUAAGUGCUAGAGAUACAGAGAUUUAAUGUAACAGUACCUGCCCUCAAGAAGCUUACAGUCUACUAGGGGACACAACCAGUGGAUGUAUAAAUACAUGCAAGACACAUCCAGAAUGGACAGGAAGUAACCAUGGAUGGGAAGGCAGUGACUCAAAGGAGCUCCCGAAAUUGGUCUUUUUAAAAAAGCACCUUCAGAGUCCUAAAGGGGCAGUCCUCAUUUCUCUGAAUGACUAAGGAGUAGGGAUUAAGAGUUACAAAAAGAGAUGACAGGUGAUGGGAAAAAGCAUAACUGCAGGGAGCUAGGCUUUCUUCCCUCGUGGACAGAGGGUGUAACCUUGAUCAACCACCAGGGACUCCAGUAAGACUGAGAAUGUAAUGUGGUAUAAGCAACCUGCUGGAAGUCUCCCUGGUGAAAUAAAGAAAUCUCCUGGUAGAAACGGAUCUACUGUAAUUUGAUAGUAAAGGUGGCAAUGUAAAGGUGACAAUGAGCCCAAGUAUCAUCUCACUGCAGUUUCUCCUUUUUUCUUCUCACUGCUUCUUAUGUUGACCAUUGACAUAGAAAAGACCCCUCUUAGUUACCUGCAUUGCCCUUCUCUCCCUUCUUGUAUCUCAGGGUAAUGGGAAGAAUGAGAAAGAAUCAUAACUUAGAUGUGGGAGACUUUCUAGGGCUUCUUUCUAGGAUAUCAAUCACACUGGCAGCAUUCACUGCUCUAGACAACAGUUUAGAGUUGAAGAAUCUUCAGGACACCGAGAUCAGGUAGUUAUAUUCAGGCCAUCAAGGUAGCUACAAAUCUCCUUUGGCUAUAGAGUGCCAGGGUCUUUUCCCUUUUCCCCCAAUCCAGGCACAUCAGAUAGCUAUAUGUGAUGGAAACCAGCACCACGUGGAACUCCUUGCCCUCUGGGAUAGUCAUUCAAAUAACACUGGAGGUACAAUAGAGGAUGGGGAUGGAGUGGAAGGAUGGAGAAGCCCUAUCCUAAUAUCCAUUGCCCUCCUCCCCUCUCCCAACCUAGUACAUACCUGGAUCAGUGGGAUCCUUUGUUUACAACUCCCAUGUGAUGUCCCCUGAUAUGGCCCCAGUUUAGGGUAUAGGAUUUGGAUAGAUCUGGAAGCUUUAGUCAAUCACAGUCUCAGAAUUAAAGAAUUACAGAGUAGAAAGUGAUCUCAGUGUCAUCUAGGCCAGUCUAUAUCUGUACAAGAAUGCCUUUACAAUAUCUUCAAUCAUUCCUUUAAAACUCCCAAUAAGGCCUCAGGCACUUCCUAGAAGUAUGACCUUGGGCAAGUCUCUUCACCCCCAUUGCCUAGCCCUUACCACUCUUCUGCCUUGGAAGCAGUACACAGUAUUGAUUCUAAGAUGGAAGGUAAGGAUUUUUUUAAAACUCCCAAUUAGAGGAAAUCCAUUGCCUCUCAAAGAAGCUGGCAUCAGUUUUGGAUAAAUCAUCAAGAAACAUUUCCUUGCAUCCAGCUUAAAUUUACCUCUUUCCAACUGUCACUGUUGUUCCUAGUUCUGCUUCCUGGGCCCAGGGAGAAACAGUUCUCCCUGUAGCAGCAUCAAGAUUAUUUACUACAAGCUGACUUAUAGUGUUAAAAGCCCCUCUGCUCAUAUGUGGCACCCCUUGGGAAUUUUAGUUGACAGAUUGAAAUAUCUUGGGAUGAAUGGAACAACAGGUUCAUCACUUCCUCUGUGGAAAUCUAGACUUGUUUCUGAAUGGUCCAAGGUUCAGGACUUCCCCUUCUUGGUGGAAAGCUAUUCCAUACCCAUAUUGGUCAAGUUCAACCUCUUCUAUAACUAUCAGAGGAAAACCCAAGGUUUACUACCAAGGUCAGAUAGGAUAUCCAUGUUUUUGAUGGUAUCCCCUGCCCCCUUAAACAUAGUCAAUACACUUCCUGGAGAUGAAUGGCUGAUGCAACAUUUGGGGAAGUAAAGGCCAACUUCAAAGGAAAAACAAUGUUUUGUUAAGGUAAAAAUCAAUCUUUUAUUUACAUUUGACAUUUCAUCUAACAUUUUGCCAACUGAAAUGAUGGCAUUCUAUUAAUCUUUUGUGAUCCUGGAACAUACUAUAUUUUGUGGAAAAACUAAACAUUUUCUUCUAUAAGGUCUUAACUCUAACCCUGCUCCCCAAAAGGGAUACAGGCUGGGAUGGACCUGGAAUUCCUUGUAAUGUUCUGAUGGAUGGAAAAGCUAGUGUUAUUUGGGGGGGUCGGAAUUCCAAUGUCUUUUUUCCAGUCUUCUGUAACCAUGAUGAUGUUUUAAAAUUUUAUUCUAGUCUAGAGACAGUUAGGAUGGGUCCCUGCAUUGUAAAAUACUUUAGAGAAGGGUUUUUUUCUUUUUUCAAAUAUCUGAAUGUGUUUGUAAUUUGUAAUGGCAAAACAAAACAAGUGCCAAAAAUGCACCAGGCAUGUCAUUUCAAUUCAUAUAUGUCUGUUUUUAUAAGGAGAAUACUCAAAUCAUUGGGAUUAAAUAUUUUUGGACAUAAUACUUCCUUGGAGGAAUUUGAGAAUUGGGUGGACCUUUCUACAAACCAUACUAUGUGUUUUAACAGUUGAAAUUAAGUUUACAAAAAUUGGAGCUUCAGAAAAUGUUGAUGCAAGCUUAUCACCAGAUCUUCAUUGCUUAGAAACUUGUCUCUUUAGCACUACCCACUUUGAGUUCAUGGUCAUGUUGAAUCAAUGUAGAAGCAUGCUUCCUGCUCCCCAACCCCCACUAGAUCUUUGAUUUCAUGGGCAUUAGGAACUCCCAAUAAGGAAAUUUUCUCUCUCCCAAUAUGGAUCACUUAACCACUUUGCCUCUUAUAGCCUUAGAGUAUUGCUUGAUGCAAAGGAAGGUUAUGGGCCUUACCCAGGAUCAUACAGCCUUUGGGGUCAUUGGGAGAACCUGAACCUUCAGCUUCCUAACUCUAAGAUGAUCUCUUCAUCCACUGUGCUGUGUUACCACACAACAUUAGUAUUCUGAUAGAAGCUAGGCAGAUAAUAAUAUGAUACCUUGGAAAGAGCCCUCCUUUGGGGGUCAGAGGACUUGGGUCUGAAUACAACCAGUAUGAUAUUGGACAAGUCAUUUCCUAUUUCUGGGCUUCAGCUUUCUCAUCUGUAAAAUGGUGAGGUGAGAGGAUGGGCUCAGUGAUCUCUGAGGUCCCUCCCAUCUCUAAAUCUGUGAUCCUAUGAUAAUUGUUUAAAUAUGUUUCUACUUAUUCUCAGACAACUCCUUAAGGCUAUAAGUUGCAAAGCAAAUGCCUCUCUGCAUUGGCUAGGAGUUCCUCAUUGGGAACUCCCUUUACUGAUGAAAUUAUAUCAUGUACUACCUAUAUGUAUAUGUCUAUACUUGCUGCGAAUAUUAGUCCUUUUCUAUCACCCUGAAGGCAAAGGCCAGAUGAUCCUUUGAAAUAUCAGAUCAACAGCUUUGGACACCUCCUAACAGCCUGAAAGACCCAUGUUGCCAAGUAAUCAGGAUAACCUGUGGAAUGCUAUGGCUGAAGUUUGCAAAGAGCUGUCUAGGUCCUUCCUGGAGAUAGGACACAGUGUCUCUUUUCCACAAAGAAAGAUUGGCUGGAAAUGAGUGGCUUCCAGUGUCUCGUGGAGGACAAUAUCUUCUCAGGAAUGACUGAGCCAGGUUUUGCCCUGUGGAUUUUCAUCUUCCUUUUCUUCUCCAAAUGAUUGUGCUCUAGAUUUUUAAAUCCAGAUUUGGGCCUCUAGAAUUGGUACCUUAGAACUUUAAAGUGAUAAGACUGGGACAUUGUUUCCACAUCUAUAAAGUGAGGAUAUAGGACUAAGAUCCUAUGAGUGUCAGUUCUCCAUCGGUCAUUCCCCAGGCAAUCUUUUCAGAAAAGUCCUGAAUAAAAUUACAAUACUGUCUCUUCUUUUCUUUCUUUCUUUUUUUUGGAGGCAGUGUGGAAAGAGCAUUGGAUUUGGAGUUAGAGGCUAUAGCUAUGCUACUUAUUACCUGUGUGGCCUUGGGCAAGACAUUUAACAUCUCUAAUCAUGAGAUCCUCAUCUGUAAAAUGAAGGUGUUGCACUAGCUGAUUCCUGUCUAGCUAUAAACCUGUGUCCCCAAAUGGCUGCCAUUCUCUUAUUUGUAAAUAUUAACUCCAGUAACAGAAAUGAAGUGCAGCAAAUUGUAUGGGUCACUUUUGGUCACGUGACAGAAUGGAUCAUGGCCAACUGGCACAUCCCAAGGCUCUCUGGUAUGUGAUUCAAUGAACUUGAUGUUUAUACCAAUUGGCCCUUCAAGGUCAUGAGGAGAACCAGGACUGGGCUACAAGACUUGGCAUGAUUCUAGGGUCAUCUGAGUCUGUGAAUUUGGACAAGAUGGACCUGGAAGGAUUGCUAUGCUCCAGAAUAUCAUCUCCUUUCCCUGCCCUAGAAAAUGAAGAAGAACAAUUGAAUAGGCAGGUUUGUUCUGAGGACCAGGCUUCUGAUAUGGGGAAGAGGAAAGAUUUCCUGUUCCCUUGGAACAACACAUUGAGAAAUGUAAGAAUGUUCUCACUUUUUUGACCUGCCUGAGUUAUUUCCAGAUCAUUCAAACCUUUUUGUGUACCUACUAUGCGCUCAGCACUAUGUUGUAAACAUCACCUGGAUAAAACCCAAGGAUGAUACAGAACCUAAUAAGUAUCAUGGGGUCACAGAAUGUCAGAUCUGGCAGUGACUUCAGAAGCUUUAUCAUCCCAUCUGUACCUGAAUAAGAGUAUCUUCUACAAUAUAUUGAACAAGGAGCCCCCACUCCCACCUUGCCAACCUCUCUUUGAGGAAUUCCAAAUGGGGGAAAAAACCACUGUGUCCCUAUCUCCUGGGCUGACAGUACAAAAUGAAGAAGCUACUUGAACCAAAUCUUCCCUAAUCAAUCAGAUUAGUAAGAUACCAACUUGGAUAAUUGUACCACCAUCAAGAUUGACCAAACAGUUUCAAAGGUAAAUAACAAGAAGAAUACUCAAAUAGUUCUAUGAACUCAUUGAUUCAAGAGCUGUCUUAGAUUAUAUUAGUAGCAUAAGUGCUUUUAACUUCACUAGUCUAGUUCUAAGACCCAUUGCUUGUGAAAUGCUUAGGCUUCAGUUGGUAAUUACCCCAUGCCAAAUGACAAUCAAUGACAUCUUUUCAAGAAAACUAUUCACUAUGAAGUCCUGGCUUCCAAUCUUGCUGACUGGCUGAAUUCUGCAUGGUCACAUGAUCAUAGCUGAAAAUCCAAUGUCUGAUGAAGAAGGGGUCAUAGAAUCACAGAAUGUCAGGGUUGGAAUCAACCUCAGAAGGCAACUAGUUCAACUCAUACUUCCAACUACCCCUCACCCAAACCUAUAACAUACCCAACAGUCAUUCAGCCUCUGCUUGAAGACCUCCAAUUAAGGAGGGACCUACUACCUCGUAAGGCAGCUCAUUCCACUUCUGGAGAGCCAUGCUUGUUGGGAAGUGUUUCCUUAGUCAAAUGUUCCAAGGAAUCUGUGAUUUUAUGAAUGUGGGUAUUCCCUCCAAUGAUACAGAUCACAACCAUCCAUGCCUUCUCAUUCUAGGUGACUCUUGUCUGUGUCCUCCCUUGGGUUUGCCACAGGGGCUCCACCCAACAUUCCAGGAAACCUACCUCCCUUUUUCUUGCCAACAUGAAAAUUUCUGUCUAUUGAGCCUGAAUGUGCCUCUUUGCAAACAUCCACCCAGUAAGAUCAUCUGGAGAAAUCUUCAGGAUGCAAAAUGAAGUCAAUUGAAAAUAGGAGUGAAGAACUGAACUUAGAACUUUAAGUGUUCCCCCCAACUUAGACAAAGGAUGUGUGUUGUGAAAAGCUGGGGAGGGGAAAAGUUGGCAAUUUUAUGGUUUCCAUCCCAUUCCAAGAAUCAGAAAAUGAACUGCUAAAGAAUGAAUCCACCAUUAUCAGUAAGUUACAUCUCUCUCCUGGAGAGGCUUGGAGGGAGGGGGCCAUUUAAAAGGACCAGUGAAAUAAAUAGUGAAGAAGUCCUAGCCAAUGCAAAUUCUCAUGGCUCAAAAUCUCUCCAUUUGGGAAGGGAGAAUGUGUUCUGUGCCACCAUUUUUCUUAUGACUCAGUUCGUGACUUUUUAUAAGUGGUUUGUAUGUAGUAUAGGGGUUUCACAGCAGCUUGAUUAUAUAAACUACUUCCUAUUUUGUUCCUGAAGUCAGGAGUUUUCUCCUUUACAUGAACUAGAACCUUUGUAGAGCAACAGAAAUGUAUAUUUUCAUGCAGCUUUUUUUCCUGAACGUAAACUACGGUUUCCUAUUUGCUUUUUAAAUUGUCAUACAACUUGAAUCUUUAAUCUCAAUUCAGAAGAACUGACUGUCUGCAGCAAAGCUUUUCCAGCCUUGGUUCCCAUCCCUGAAAAUUAGAGUAGAGCUCAUUCCCUGGCGCUCUCCAUGGUACUGAACCCCCACCCCAGUGCAAUAAAUCUCUCAUUUUUCAUCACA
Monodelphis domestica (gray short-tailed opossum) is the source of this 8812-nucleotide messenger RNA. It is a transcript of the gene SEZ6L, whose product is annotated as seizure related 6 homolog like. The record is from RefSeq and is a predicted model, not a curated record. Lineage: Eukaryota; Metazoa; Chordata; Mammalia; Didelphimorphia; Didelphidae.